This is a messenger RNA of Cetraspora pellucida, 231 nucleotides long. The record is from the annotation of a GenBank genome assembly. NCBI's taxonomy places the organism in Eukaryota, Fungi, Glomeromycota, Glomeromycetes, Diversisporales, Gigasporaceae.
AUGGUUACAUAUGAUUUACUUGAAACUGCAGAUCAAAAUACUAAAAACGGGUUGCCAGAAUUUUUAGUAUCUGAAGAUGCAAUAUUUUUUUUAGAUUCUGUUACAACUAAUCGGGCUAGAGAUGUAAGUAAUAUGAAUUACAAUCCUAUUGAGUUAGCACAUCAAAUGAAAUAUAAUAAUAGAAACACAGUGACUUUUCUUGCAACUAGGCUUUAUAUACUUGAAGACUAA